Molecule: messenger RNA, 459 nt
Organism: Cooperia oncophora
Lineage: Eukaryota; Metazoa; Nematoda; Chromadorea; Rhabditida; Trichostrongylidae
Source: the annotation of a GenBank genome assembly
CUGGCUCGGUAUUUUGCAGUCUCUCCUAACGGAACCGAAAUCGAAGUGAGACUUGUGAAUUUCACAAAAGGUCUUUCUGUUGACGGAUGCAGUUACGCAGGUGUAGAGAUCAAGACCAAUGAGGACCAAACGCUCACUGAGAGUGAGAAGGUCGACUCGAAUGAAGAGGAAGAAUUCGAUCGGAAUGACUGUUUGGCAGUCUUUCACAGAACAAGAAUCAAAUUCACAAAACCAUGUCAUGCGGAAGCCCUGAAAGGCGCAGUGAAUUGCAGAUUCUGCUCACCUGACGCGGCUGGAACAAUUCUUCGUUCUUACAUAAACCGUGUCCCAAUAAUGACAUAUAACAGGAUUGUCAAAACGACGACAUUGCCUCUCUCUUGUACCGAGUGGUUUCUGCAAGGGUACACUAUCGGAGGCUACCAAGAAGAAAGUGUGUCCAAGAUCAUGUGGCUUCUGUGA